AUGCCUCCCUCUAUCGGCCUCAUAAUCUGCAGCCAACGCACUCCACGCGCAGGCCCUCAAAUCGCCACCUUCAUUCACAAUACUAUUCGUGAAUCCUACCCCCCCGAAACAGCCACAAUUACGACCAUUGACCUAGCAAAAUGGAACCUUCCACUCUACAAUGAGUCGGGGAUGCCAUCGUUCAUCAACUCAGCGGACGAGUACGAGCACGAGCACACAAAGGCCUGGUCACGGGAGAUAUCGCGCCACGAAGCGUUUAUUUUCGUCACACCGCAGUAUAACUGGGGGUAUCCCGCAAGCGUGAAGAAUGCGAUUGAUUACUUGUUCCAUGAGUGGAAGGGAAAGGCGGCGUUGGUGGUGAGCUAUGGGGGGCAUGGGGGCGGGAAGGCGGCGGCGCAAUUGAGGCAGGUGUUGCAGGGGGUGAGGAUGAGGCCAUUGGAGAGGAUGGUCGAGCUGAGGUUUCCGGAGAUCGAGGAAGUUAAGAGGGCCGCUAAGGGGGAGGAUCUGGGACUGAAUGUCACAGGUUACCCCGAGGUUGAGAUAGAAGUCCCACGAAAGAAGAUAUUGUCACAAGUUCAUGAUACUAACAGGAUAGAUGCAGGAACCAGGCACGCUGGCACACUCCACUCCCAAGGAAAUCUGAUGAGCGCAGCAUAUGAUUCCCUGUUUGUCAUGAGGAUGCCGGGAUGUAUCAUCUCAUACUAUCCAACUGGGCUAUUCUUCAAACCGGCGUAUAAUCACAGAAGCACUCACUGUAUACCAUUAUUAUAUUAUCAUUCGUCUCUGAUGGUCCACUUUAUAAGCUUAUUCUAUACCCUCGUAGGCUUACUACCAGCGGCUGCCCUUCCCUCACCAACCCACCACUCUCUCGAGACAAUAACCUGCGACAUUUGCAUCCUCGGAGGUGGAAGCUCAGGGACGUACAGCGCCAUCCAACUCAAAGAUGCAGGGAAGCACGUGGUAGUAAUAGAGCCCAACAACAGGCUAGGAGGGCACGCAGCGACAUUAUACCUGCCAGAUGGCAACUACGUCGACUACGGCGUCGAAGGCGUCUUCAACAACGAGCUCUCCCGCAACUAUUUCCUCCGACUCGGAGUAGACUGGAAGCCACUACUCCCACUGAACAAACGAACCGACUUUGUCGACUUCUCGACAGGUGAACGCGUGAACCCCGCAGCAGGAAUCUUGCAAGCCCUCGUAUCAACAUUUCUUUACCGCUCAUCCAUAAAGCACUGGACGUUUCUCACAAGAGGGGUUUACGACCUCCCCGACCCAGUACCAGAAGAACUUCUCCGCCCAUUCCGUGAAUUCAUCGAGGAACAUUCCCUCGAAGCUGCUCUGCAGUUGGUAUUUCUCUUUUCUCAGAAUGUAGGAAAUCUGCUCGAUAUGCCCACCCUCUAUGCGAUCCAGAAUUUCGGGGUCCCGCAUGUUGACGCUCUCAUUCAUGGAUACAUCACACCGAAAAACGGCAUGUACGAGCUUUACAGACAAGCGAGGGAAAUACUCGGCUCGGGUGUGCUGUUCCAGACAAACGUGAUCGCAACAAAUAGGUCCGAUUCCGGCGUGGAGGUAACAGUUCAGCAUGCGAACGGUACUCGUCAGCUCAUUAAAGCCAGAAACCUCCUCAUUACCUUCCCUCCGCUCAUAAAAAAGCUCCAAGGCUUCGAUUUGGAUGAAACAGAAACGGAACUAUUCCAGAAAUGGUUCUGGAGGACAUACUACGUUGCCGUGGUGAAUAAUACCGGUAUCCCGGACAAGCUGUGGGUCACCAAUACAGACCCGACUAAUGGACUGGGGUAUUUACCUCGCAUGCCAUUUGAUUUCCUGCUGCAGUAUAUGGGAGCACCAGGGUAUUCAACCAGCAAGUUAGUAGGCGAUAUGAACUUCACCGAGGAAGAUGCAAGAGACCUUCUAGCGGCGGAUUUUGCGCGGAUGAAGGCAAAGGGGACAUACCCGAUUCAUGAUCCUCAAAUCGUGGUGUUUGGGGAUAGUUCGCCGGAGACUCUGAUGGUGUCGCCGGAGGAUAUUCGUAACGGAUUUUAUCGCAAGUUGGUUAUUUAUCCUAUUUCAGCAAGAUACAAUUACUCAGUGAAACUGAACGAUACGAAGAUAUGUUUGCAUACUGGUAGUGAUUUUGAAGUGGCCUUGAAGAACCUUAAAUUGUGGCCAUUUUUCUUGAGCAGGAAGUCUAGGCUUUUCGUAAACCAUUCUCCAGAUACAACUGAUAAUCGCAUAUAUGAGUCGGUCUUGAGACCAUUAAUCCAAGCCACUAUUUGA
Messenger RNA from Aspergillus niger, 2277 nucleotides. RefSeq lists its product as uncharacterized. The record is from RefSeq and is a predicted model, not a curated record. NCBI's taxonomy places the organism in Eukaryota, Fungi, Ascomycota, Eurotiomycetes, Eurotiales, Aspergillaceae. Gene Ontology annotation, cellular component: cytosol. Bases 1 to 2277 code for a protein of 758 amino acids. Gene Ontology annotation, molecular function: oxidoreductase activity; FMN binding. The transcript has 5 exons.